Messenger RNA from Entelurus aequoreus (snake pipefish), 5502 nucleotides. RefSeq names its product PDZ domain containing RING finger 3b (gene pdzrn3b). NCBI's taxonomy places the organism in Eukaryota, Metazoa, Chordata, Actinopteri, Syngnathiformes, Syngnathidae. The record is from RefSeq and is a predicted model, not a curated record. Gene Ontology annotation, biological process: protein ubiquitination; neuromuscular junction development. Bases 109 to 3240 code for a protein of 1043 amino acids. The transcript has 10 exons. Gene Ontology annotation, molecular function: protein binding; ubiquitin protein ligase activity; zinc ion binding.
AGUUGGUGUGCGAGCGCUCCUCCAAUGACCAGCUGAGAACGCCCCACUGCUCCGUCUCACACUGCGGGGGUGGGGAGCUCAGAAGUUCGCGGUAGGCCUCGGUAAAACAUGGGAUACGAGCUGGACCGCUUUAAUGGAAAAGUAGACCCGGACUUCAAGUGCAAUUUGUGCAACAAAGUUCUGGAGGAGCCGCUGACCACCCCGUGCGGCCACGUCUUCUGCUCCGGCUGCGUGUUGCCGUGGGUCGUCCGGCAGAGCAGCUGCCCCGUCAAAUGCCAGCGGGUCUCCGCCAAGGAGCUCAACCACGUCCUGCCGCUCAAAAACCUCAUCCUAAAGCUGGAGAUCAAAUGUGACAACCAUGCGCGCGGCUGCCAGGCGGUGGUGAAGCUGCAGCACCUGGCCGAGCACGCCGGGAUGUGCGCCUACUCGCCGGCCAAGUGCGGCCACAGGGGAUGCGACGCGGAGCUCAGCCCGCGGGACCUGGACGCGCACAUGCGGGAGGCGUGCGACUUCCGCCCGGUGGGGACGUGCGAGCGCGGCUGCGGCUUGACGCUCACGCACCGGGAGCGGCGGCUGAGCGCGCACUGCUGCGUGCGCGCCCUGAAGGCGCACAACAGCCUGCUGCGCUACAAAACCAUGUGCCUGGACCGGGAGUGCAAGAAGCAGACCAUCGAAGCCAACCAGAGGGAAAAGGCGCUCCUGGCGCAACUUUCCGCCGCGCACGGCGAGCUGCAGAUGACAGCCGUGAAGUACCAGAAAAAAUUCGCAGAGUACAGCGAGAGGAUCGAUUCCCUCACCAGAACUGUGACUUUCUCCUGUAAGGAAGGAGAGACUAAAAGUGUGACAGUUAUCCUUCGUCGCGAGGGCGGAUCUCUGGGGUUUAACAUCAUGGGAGGAAGGCCAUGCGCGGAGGACAACGACAGCACUUUGAAGGAGGGGAUCUUUGUGUCCAAAGUCAUACAGGACGGACCCGCCGACAACGCAGACGGACUUCAACUCCACGACCGGAUUAUAGAGGUCAAUAGCAAAGAUCUCUCAACAGCAACUCACGAUCAGGCGGUGGAGGCCUUCCGUACCGCCAAGGAUCCCAUCAUGGUGCAAGUUUUGCGCCGGGCCCCACUGCCCAAAGUGGUCAGCCCUACCAGCGACACGCAGAUGUCAGAUAUCAGUACCCAGACAGAAAUCACCCUGCAGCACAUCAUGCCCCUUACCUUUACCAAGCUGCAGCAACCGUCGUCGCCCUCCUUGACCGUGCUUGAGGAAUACCUGCUUCCAGACGCGCAUCCUCCUGGGCAUGAAUACUUUGACCCCAAUGACUUCCUGGACGGCAUCAAUCAGGACAUAGAACGUGAAGAGCUAGAAUAUGAGGAGGUAGAUCUGUACCGAGCCAACGUCCAGGAGAAGCUGGGCCUGACGAUCUGCUACAGGACCGACGACGAGGACGAAGCUGGGAUCUAUAUCAGUGAGAUCGAUCCGAACAGCAUCGCAGCUAGAGAUGGCCGAAUUAGAGAGGGUGAUAAAAUCGUCCAGAUCAACGGCAUCGAGAUCCAAAACCGCGAAGAUGCAGUUGUGCUGCUGACCAGUGAAGGGAACCAAAACAUCUCUCUACUGGUUGCCAGACCAGAGAUACAGCUGGAUGAGGGCUGGAUGGAUGAUGACAGGAAUGACUUCUUGGAUGACCUCCACAUGGACAUGCUGGAGCAGCAGCACCAUCAGGCCAUGCAGUUCACUGCCAGCAGGCUGCAGCAGAAGAAGCACGAGGAGGACGGAGGCACCACUGACACGGCCACGCUUCUCUCCAAUCACCACGAAAAGGACAGCGGAGUCGGCCGCACCGACGAGAGCACCCGCAACGAUGAGAGUUCCGAGCAGGAGAACCUGGCCGAUGACCAGACCACGUCCUCCAACACACUCAGCAGCUACAGGAAACUGACCUACAGCCAGGACACCCUGGGAAGCGCCGACCUGCCCUUCGGCGGCGACUACGCCGAGACCGACUUUCUCGGCAUCCCGGCGGACGAAUGUGAGCGCUUCAGAGAACUCCUGGAGCUCAAGUGCCAAAUGAGAAACGUGGGAAUUCAGAGCCUCUUCUGCCAAGGUGGCGGGGCAGAAGGUCAGGACCAGGAAGUCGCGGACAAAGAGCUAGAGCUGCUCAAUGAGGAGCUGCGUAACAUCGAGCUGGAGUGCCUUAAUAUCGUCCGUGCCCACAAGAUGCAGCAGCUCCGGGAGCAGUGCCGUGAAUCCUGGAUGCUCCACAACAGUGGCUUCCGUAACUACAAUACUAGCAUAGAUGCACGCCGCCAUGAGCUGUCGGAUAUCACAGAGAUGCCGGAGAAAUCGGACAAAGAUAGCUCCAGCGCCUACAAUACCGGUGAAAGCUGCCGCAGCACUCCUCUGACGUUGGAGCUGUCUCCAGACAACUCCCUGCGUCGUGGGACGGACGACCAGGGUCCGGCUGAGCCAACCGGCUCUAACGACAGGCUGCUCAAAUCUCCCCCGUCUCCUGUCCAGGAAGCUGGUGGCCCCAGCCGGAGCAAAGCCGGAGCAAAGGAUCCAGAGUCUUUCCAGGUAGAAAAUAAGGAAACGAAACUGGAAGAGUCCAGCAAAGCAGGGCGGAGCUUUGCUCAGCCACGGUCCCCUUACAAGCACGCCCAUAUCCCCGCCCACGCCCAGCACUACCAGAGCUACAUGCAGCUGAUCCAGCAAAAAUCGGCCGUAGAGUACGCCCAAAGCCAGAUGAGCCUGGUCAGCAUGUGCCGGGACCCGAUCAGUUCCAGUGACCUGGUCCCAAAGAUGGAGUGGAAAGUGAAGGUCCGAAGCGACGGCACGCGUUACAUCACCAAGAGGCCCAUUCGUGACAAGCUGCUGAGGGAGCGAGCCCUGCGCAUUCACGAGGAACGCAGCGGCAUGACCACGGACGACGACGCCAUAAGCGAGCUGAAGAUGGGCCGUUACUGGAGCAAGGAAGAGAGGAAGCAGCAUGCAGUCCGUUCAAAGGAGCAGAGGCAACGCCGCGAGUUCAUGAAGCAAAGUCGAGUCGAUUGUCUAAAGGAGCAGGUCAGCGUGGAGGACAAAAAAGAACCCAACAUCAUUGAACUCAGCCACAAAAAGAUGAUGAAAAAGAGAAAUAAGAAGAUAUUUGACAACUGGAUGACCAUCCAGGAACUGCUGACCCAUGGUACCAAGUCCCCAGAUGGUACGAAAGUUUACACCUCGCUAUUGUCUGUGACCACGGUUUAAGUCCUGCUCUCCGUUGGACAGGACCGACAGGAUGGGGAUGAAGUGUAAAUAGAACUCUACCAGUUGGGGUCGAGGCUUCUGCUUCGUUCAAUGUGGCGAAAUGUUGUAAAUAAGAAAUAGGAAAGGCUUUUAUGGAGAGUUUCCACUGCUUUGGGGGUGAAAAAGCUUUGAUUUGUCUGGACAUGGUUGUGGGGAUGGUUCUGAAAAAAACUUUACCAAAUGAAUAACUUUUUCUACCUUUGUGCUUUUGAAUAAUAAGCAUACUUUUUUUUACUGAAAGUAUGAAAAAAGUGCCAUACAUAAACAGCCAGCAUUUACACUAUUUUACAUUAUUUUGUUGUUACCAUACUGUAUAUCUUUCAUCAGUAUUGUUCUGCUUUGCUUUUAUGGAAAACAACAGUAGGAAGCAAUCCUUUCCAAAAGGACUUUUUGUAAAUAAAUGUUUGCAGCAAACCCAAGUUUUACCUUUUUAAUUUCCCUUUAAAAUGGUGCUGAUACCUGAAAGUCUAUACCGUCAGCCAAGUACCAAUAUAGGAAACAUCAAAGUGUACUUGCCUAUACUCAGGACAUUGAAACGGGAUUGUUCGUAUCGUCUUGGAAGACAUUUCGUCUCUCAUUUGAACUCUCGAUCGGUUCAUGCUCACAGACAUUAGGACGUCUCGAGUCUGAGAGGAUGGUGCAGGAUCUAAAGUAUUUGUCUUCUGUGGGUCAAACGAGGAUAGGACAAUUGUUAAAUUUCUAUUGUACCGUAUUUUCCAGACUAUAAGGCACUUUAAAAAUAUAUAUAUUUUCUGAAAAGUCGACAGUGCGCCUUAUAAUGUGGUGCGCCUAAUGUAAGCGAUAAGUUUGGUUGAGCUUACCCACCUCGAAGCUAUUUUAUUUGGUACAUGGUGUAAUGAUAAGUGUGUCCAGUAUAUGGCAGUCAAACAUAAGAGAUAAGUGUAGGCUGCACUCUGAUGGCAAUAUGACUCAAGUAAUCAACACCAACAUUUUAUAUGUUACAUCGAAAAUAUAGAACAUUACACACGACGCUCAAAACUCUAUCAACAUGUUUUAGUACGACUUUGGUAAGCUAUGAAGCCACACUGCUUGAUGUGCUUCGACAUACGAAUAUUAUUAUGGUGUGUGUAUAAGGUAAGACAUAUCUGGCGUUUUGUUUCGCAUUAUUAUGCAAAAGCAACUUUUCUUACCUUCUGGUACUUGCUGAUCUGUAUUUGGGAUCUGCAUGAAUCCUGAAAAAUUGCACACCUCUGCCUUUGUAGUCUGUGCCGACCCCGUAGUUGAUAAGCUUCUUCUUUUUCUCCAUCUUCUUGUUAUGGGACAUUCAUCCUCGGCUGUUGCCAUUUCUAAUAUAAAGUAGUGUAAAGUUCUUACUUAUAUCUGUCAGUAAACUCGCCAUGAAAGCGCUAAAACAUACUGGUAUAGUGAGCUUGAUUAUUCACCCAAAGAACUUUAGUUAUUAGAGUUCCAGUCGGACGGUUUUUCACGGUACACAUUUCCGGUGUUGUUGUUUCCGAAUGAGGAGAUGCUGCUCUGUUAUUGAUUGAAGUAAAGUCUGAAUGUCAAUAAAACAGUUAGCUCCAUCGUUUGACACUUCUUCCACUCCCGUCCUUGCAUGCUACACCGCUACAACAAAGAUUACGGGGAGAAGACGCUGCCGAAGGUGAGCCACGUAAAUAAGACCGCCCACAAAACGGCGCAUCCAGAAGCGACUGUCAAAAAAAAAGAUCUGUAAAACAUAAUCUAUGCAACAUUUUGACCAAAGAACCACCAUUACAUGUUAUGUAGACCACAAGAAAGUGUUUUCCAUUUAGAAAAAAAUAAUAAAAAUAAUAUAACUCCUUUAAUGCGCCCUAUAAUCCGGUGCGCCUUGUAUAUGAAAAAAGAUCAAAAAUAGACCAUUCAUCAGCAGUGCGUCUUAUGGUCCGGAAAAUACCGUAUCUUAAGGGGAAAUCCUCUUCUGGGCAUAUCCCCCACUUUUAGAAGAUGAAUCAUGUGGAUCCUGCACCAUCCUUUCAGACUAAAGUGUCCUAUCUAAGACAAUCCGAACAGUCUAGUUACGAUCGAUGCCCUAAAAAUACAACAACCUGGAUUAGUAAGAAUAUUCACAGUGUUUUUAUGUGUAGGAAUAAAGGUAUUUCUUAUAUUGUUGACUUUGUGUUUGUUCAAGUCACUUUUGCCUUCUUAGGCCUUCCAUGUAUUGCAGAGAAAAAACAUCCUAAUAAAUCCUUAGUUUGACACAAAAUUUGACAUCCUGUAAAA